This is a messenger RNA of Oryza brachyantha (malo sina), 1877 nucleotides long. Its product is annotated as pentatricopeptide repeat-containing protein At1g52640, mitochondrial-like. Gene Ontology annotation, molecular function: protein binding. The record is from RefSeq and is a predicted model, not a curated record. Lineage: Eukaryota; Viridiplantae; Streptophyta; Magnoliopsida; Poales; Poaceae. The coding region runs from base 74 to 1282 and encodes 402 amino acids. The transcript is spliced from 2 exons.
CCUCAAUCACGCUCCCGUGCAUCGUCGCGUUACCGGCGGAUCUGCUGUUACCGCAGCUCUUCUGUCUCGCGCGAUGCGACCCGCGGCGAGGUUUCUCGCUGCGCUUCGUGGGGUACCCUCGCGCCCACGCCUCCUCCUCGGCCGUCUCUUCUGCGCCUCACCCCAGCCAUGCGGCGGCGGUGGCGGAGAUGGAGAUCCGGGCCCAGCGGACGAGGGCGUAGACCUGCGGCUGGUCGGAUCGCUCUGCCGGGUGCUCAGCGACUUCCGCGGCCCGCGCCACGACCUGCCCGCCGCGCUGCGCGGCUUCGCGCCGCGCCUCACGCCGGACGCCGUCGCCGCGGUGCUGCGCCGGUGCCGACACCUCCCCAUGCCCUCGCUCCGGUUCUUCUUAUUCGCCGGGGAGCUUCCCGGUUUCUCCCAUCACCCGGACUCGCUCCUUAUCCUCGCGAACUCGCUCGCCGGCGCGCGGCUUUUCCCGCUGCUGCGCUCGCUGCUGUCUGACCUCCCGCCAUCCGCACUCUCGCGCGGCCUGUUCCCGCUUCUGUUCCGCGCGUACUCCCGUGCUCGCCUCCCAGAUGAUGCCAUCCGAGUCUUCUCAUCCAUGGCAGGGUUUGGGUUCCCCCCAAUGAUUGGCGAUUUCCACUCGUUGCUCUUUGCUUUGUCGCAUAAUGGCCUGGUAGAGCAUGCCGAGACAUUUUUUAGGGAGUCGGCAGGCCAGAUUGAUCAUUCCGUGAAGACCUACACAAUUUUGAUCUCUGGUUGGGCUGUUGUUAAAAGGCCAGAAAAUGCGCGGAGUCUAUUUGAUGAAAUGGUUGAGAGGGGUGUGGAGCCUGAUGUGCCGGUAUACAACGCUUUGAUUGAUGCCUUAUGUCGGGGAGGGGAUAUUACAUCCGCGGAGGAGCAGCUAAGCAGUAUGCAACAGAGUCGUGGGCUUGUUCCUAAUGCAGCCACUUAUGGUCCUUUCCUUCAUGCUGCAUGUGCAUUAAAGGAUGUCCGUGCUGCUCUUCGUGUGCUAGAUAGGAUGCAUGCGCAUGCGCUUACUCCAAAUAUAUUCACAUACAAUGCUGUUAUUCGAUUAUUGUGUGAUUUGGGAGAGGUUGGUGAGGCUUACAAUAUCCUGGAUGAGAUCACUGCCCAAGGGGAAAAGCCUGAUGUUUGGAGCUAUAACACAUUGCUUAACGCACACUGUAAGCUGAAAGAGGAAGGAUUGAUAGAGCUAUUGAGGUUUGGGAUGGGAUGGAGAAACAUGGUUUCCACCCAGGGGCGGCGACUUAUGCUGUGAUGAUCCAUGGGCUAGUUUCCAAGAAGGGAAGAGUAGAGGAUGCCUGCAGUUACUUUGUGACAAUGGUGGAUGAGGGUAUCCCACCUUAUCAGACCACUUGUGAGGUGUUGAGGGAUAGAUUGCUGAAUCUUGGCCUCCGAGAUCAACUUGGAGUGGUCACUGAUAGGAUGCGACGGAGCACUUCAUGUACGAUACAAGAAAUGUCAAUUAUCAUGCGCCGUAGUAAGAGGGAAGAUGAAACUAAAAGUCUGAGCAGUGGCCAUGAAUUCUCUGAGCGUGAUCUUGAUGAUAACCAAUGGAGGGUGAAAUGGAAACCAGGAGAUUGACAAUAACAUUACAGAGUUGUCUUACAAGUUGUUGACCAUUUUUUAUUUUGUUUUAGUUUGUCUCCCUAGUUCUAUGAGUGUCAUAGACUUAAAUGGCCCAAUUAAUAAAAGGAUGCCCAAGCCCUGGUGCAGAAAUUGCUGAUUGAGAUUUUUCCAAACUACAUUUAUAGUUUAUUGCCAAAUUUUUGGUUUUUUAUGUGUCCAUCUAUGAGGAUUGGAGGAUGAUUUGAAUUAUUCUGUCAUCACAAUCAUGACUGUUUCAUACUCCC